Ochotona curzoniae (black-lipped pika) is the source of this 2258-nucleotide messenger RNA. It is a transcript of the gene NEK6, whose product is annotated as NIMA related kinase 6. Gene Ontology annotation, molecular function: protein kinase activity; ATP binding. NCBI's taxonomy places the organism in Eukaryota, Metazoa, Chordata, Mammalia, Lagomorpha, Ochotonidae. Gene Ontology annotation, biological process: protein phosphorylation. The record is from RefSeq and is a predicted model, not a curated record. The coding region runs from base 20 to 961 and encodes 313 amino acids. The transcript has 9 exons.
CGUGCCCGGGGAGGCUGGCAUGGCAGGCCAGCCCAGCCACCUGCCCCAUGGAGGGAGCCCGAACAGCCUCUGUCACACCCCAGGGCCUGCACACCCUCCCGACCCACAGAGGCACCCCAGCACCUUGUCCUUCCGCUGCUCACUGGCUGACUUCCAGAUUGAGAAGAAGAUAGGCCGAGGCCAGUUCAGUGAGGUGUACAAAGCCACCUGCCUGCUGGAUAGGAAGACGGUGGCCCUGAAGAAGGUGCAGAUCUUCGAGAUGAUGGAUGCCAAGGCGAGGCAGGACUGUGUCAAAGAGAUCGGCCUCCUGAAGCAACUGAACCACCCAAACAUCAUCAAAUACCUGGACUCGUUCAUUGAGGACAAUGAGCUGAACAUCGUGCUAGAGCUGGCCGACGCUGGGGACCUUUCGCAGAUGAUUAAGUACUUUAAGAAGCAGAAGCGGCUCAUCCCGGAGCGGACGGUGUGGAAGUACUUCGUGCAGCUGUGCAGUGCCGUGGAGCACAUGCAUUCACGCCGGGUGAUGCACCGAGACAUCAAGCCUGCCAAUGUGUUCAUCACAGCCACGGGUGUCGUGAAGCUUGGCGACCUCGGCCUGGGCCGCUUCUUCAGCUCCGAGACCACUGCAGCCCACUCCUUAGUGGGCACACCGUACUACAUGUCUCCAGAGAGGAUCCAUGAGAACGGCUACAACUUCAAGUCAGACAUCUGGUCCCUGGGCUGCCUGCUGUAUGAGAUGGCCGCCCUCCAGAGUCCCUUCUAUGGUGACAAGAUGAACCUCUUCUCGCUGUGCCAGAAGAUCGAGCAGUGUGACUACCCGCCCCUGCCCGGCGAGCACUACUCGGAGAAGUUACGCGAGCUGGUCAGCAUGUGCAUUUACCCUGACCCCGACCAAAGACCCGACAUCGGCUACGUGCAUCAGGUUGCCAAACAGAUGCACGUGUGGACAUCCAGCACCUGAGCAUGGACGCUCCUGCGUCAUCCGAAGCCAACGCCAUCACUCUGCCUUACUUGAGACCUCUCUCCCAGAACAGCUGAGAACAGAAUGCAGCAGGUCCCCGAGGGCUGGCGCACUUGGCAGCAAAUGCUGGGGGCAGGGGCACCAGUCAUAGCCAAAGUCCUUCCUCUGUCCUGUUGUGGACAAUCUCAGCUGGGCUGCUGCCAAGGGCAGGGGGCUAGCGAGCCACAGCAGCCCCUCACCUCGGGGUUGUAAUGUGAAUCUAGGAAUCCCUCCAGCGGCCGGAACAGGUGCACACUCACGGAAGACUUGCUGGGGACUGGGUGGUUUGUAGUUAGCCUUUGAAAAUGGUUACUAGCGAGUUUGGUUUAGUUCUUAGUGCCUUUCCAAACAAUCAAGCUGUGUGUCUAACUUACUCAGUUAUAAAGGGAUAAAGUGGAAAUAACUUUUGAGUAGAGUAGAGAUUUGGCUAAUAUUUUCCCUAUACUUCUUACUUGAUGAAUGACGAUGAGAACCUGGCACCAGCACAGAGCUUUGCAUGGCAGGUGGCACCUGAACACCUGGCGCAGCCCCUCCAGAACCCCUGCCGGGUCACAAGCUCUGUCCCCUGGAACGCUGGCGGUUCAUUUCAUGAUCAGUGUUAAGUGUCUUCCACGGGAAGGCAACACAGGCUUUAAAAAUACAAAAACACAAAGGGCUUGGCCCUCAGCCUAUCUUUUACAAAUGCUGGUUCUGUAAAUUCCUAGUGUGACCUGAGGCAAACGUCUUAGUCUGUCUGAGCCCUGGUUUCCUCAUCUGUAAAAUGGGACUAAUACAAUCUACCUUCAGAGUUGCUGACAGCAUUUGAGAUAAGAUAUGCAGGUUAGCUAACAUGCUAUACAGGAUUCACAGUGGCCCUUCACUCCUUCCCAGAACCGUCUACGGACCACGUAUGUCAAGAAUUAAAGUACAACUGUAUUAUGUGUAGGAAACUGGAAAUAUGUUCACUUAUUUCUUGUUCCCAAAGAGGAUUAACUGUGAAGAUUAAUUUAUAAAUGUGAAUUUAAGGGAAACUCCAGCUCUGGAGGAAACAGUCUGCAUUUUGUUUUUGUAUUCAAAUUAGUCCUCACAUGUUCUAGGCUGUUGUCACUGGAUGUGCAACAGUUGAGCCCUUCAGACGAGACCCACCGUCGGGGUCUGGGUCAGGUGCUGCCUGCGGAGGCUCCACGCGGGAACACCGACAGAUGGGAGAGAUUGUCUCCAGCUGUGGCCUUUGCUCUGUACUUGUUCUCCAGGUUUGAAAUAAAACGUGGUGAGAGGA